Messenger RNA from Colletotrichum destructivum, 4718 nucleotides. RefSeq names its product Putative sterol regulatory element-binding protein. Lineage: Eukaryota; Fungi; Ascomycota; Sordariomycetes; Glomerellales; Glomerellaceae. The transcript is spliced from 2 exons. Bases 1062 to 4103 code for a protein of 1013 amino acids. The record is from RefSeq and is a predicted model, not a curated record. Gene Ontology annotation, molecular function: protein dimerization activity. Gene Ontology annotation, biological process: positive regulation of transcription by RNA polymerase II; SREBP signaling pathway.
CUUCCUUCCCUCUCUCCUCUACCUGCGUCCUCGCCCACUCGCUCCUCUCACUCACUCACUCAUUCACUCACCCACUUACCCACUUACUACUACUCACUCUGUCUACUGUACUGUAUCUGUACUCACUCCUCACUCACUCGCCAUUCUUCACUCAGGCCUCCAUUCUUCACUCUGGCCCCCAUUCCGAAUCCCGUAAUUCCUUGCACUGCACCCGUCCUUCGAUACAGCGCAAACCCUGCCCUCCCCUGUGUCUGUGCUUGCUUGCGUGUGUCUGUGUUGUGUGGCUGUCCGUCUGUCUGUCUGCUCUGUGUGUACCUAAGUCGAGUGUGUGCGUGCGUGAGUGCAGAAAUUCUCCCACCCACUAGAAACACCACCCAAGCACCAAACCUCUUACAUACCUGUCCAUCCCUCCUAUUCCUCCUUAUCCCCCCCCACUUCACGCACAUUGUCGGCCCAACCCCAGCACGACUGCAACUGAACGUGUGAGUGUGUACGGAAAGAGAAGAGACAACCAAGAGGGGAGAGGGUUGAGGAAGGGAAAAAAAAAACACCCUAAGACCAGCGUCAUACGAUUUGAACCUACAACUGGGUCUUUUCUGCCUUACCUUCCCGGCCGACACCACUCAUCCCGUCCCCAUCUGCCCAUCGCCUUCUGCCGACAGUCGUACGACUCUACCUCUACACACACACAAUCAAUCACACACACACACACGCACGCAAUCCUUUUCCCGCUGCGACCACGCCGUCCGUCGACCACCGUCAAUCAAUUUCUCGCUGUACGCCCUCAACUCCGCCGUCCCAGAUUCCCACUCGCCUCUGAAUCUCGUCUGAGUCUCUCCCCUACCGCUCCGUUCCGCACUGUACCGCACCAUACCAUACCGUACACCCCCCUGUGGCCCUUCUCGACCGAUUCCGUUGCGACCGCCGGCCACUCACGUCUCGUCCCCGAGCCAGAAUCGGGACCUGGCCCCCAUUCGCACCACUCCCGAAUCCCCGAUUGACCCUCAAGGGCCUGUCAUCGUACCGACUUCGAUGAAUUGAGCAUCGGCCCAUAGUUGCAUAUGCCCUACACGGAUACACCGCUCGGCAUCAUGGCGGACCAGGACCCCAACGCCCUGUUCGGCCUCGACGACUCGGCCCUCGCCGUUGCCCCGUCCUUCCUCGACGACUCGGACUCCCAGAACCUCGAGUCCGCCUCUAACGGAGCCUCCAACAUCGCCAGCGACGGCCAGUCCUACUACAACGCGACCAAUUGGUCCUUUCAGGACACGCCCCCGUACGAUUCCUACAGCAGCAUCGCGGCCACCUCCGCCGCUGCCGCCACGCCUCUCUUCCAGACUGCCUCCCCCUGGGAACAACUGUCCCCGAACCAGCACCACCAGCAACAGCACCACCAACAGCAGCAGCAACAACAACAACAUCACCACGCCCCUACCAACGUAACCUCCCCCCUCGAUCACUCGACCCUCGCCCAGGCCGGCUUCUAUGCCGCUCCCACUCCCGCUCCCUCCCACAACCAGCACUCCCAUCGAGCCGGCCAACACCACACCCUACCCCAAGAGACGUUGAGCCUCCUGACUCCCGCCCAGCAGGAAAAGCUCAGGAACAUCGCCAUGCCCGCCCAUCUCCAGUAUCAAUCUCCCAAGAGCGAGCCGAGCCCCGGAUCCGCCACCAGCGACCACAAGGCAGCAGGACUGUCGUCCCCCGACGCCCACGACCUCUCGAGCAAGGACAGCCGGAAGCGCAAGUCGUCGGCCGAUGCCGACGACGACGACGAUGAAGAUGACGAGAACCACCCGGUCAAGAAGACGGCCCACAACAUGAUUGAGAAGAGGUAUCGCACGAACCUCAACGACAAGAUCGCCGCCCUUCGCGACAGCGUGCCCAGCCUUAGAAUCAUGUCAAAGAGCGCCAGGGGCGAGGACACCACCGAGGAUCGUGAGGAGCUGCACGGCUUGACGCCGGCACACAAGUUGAACAAGGCUACCGUUCUGAGUAAAGCGACCGAGUACAUCCGCCACCUCGAGAAGAGGAACAACCGACUCUGCGACGAAAACACUGCCAUGCAGGCCAGGAUCAGCGCCUUCGAGAAGCUCUUCGUCGCCGGCGCCAUGAACGGCGCCAUGAGCCCGCUCCAGCAGCCGCCCACCCCGAUGCAGUACCCGCAGGACCACUACAUCAGCACGCCCAUUGGCACGCCGCGCGGCGAGCCCGCCCAGGGCAUGAUCCCCGUCCCCGACGACAUGAAGCGCAUCAUCUCCGCUCAGAUGGCAGUCGGCCAGCCCUACCCCGUCCCGCAUCAAGGAUAUCGUGGAAACCCCGCCCUCAUGCGACAGCAACAGAUCCAGCAGCAACAGCAGCAGCAACAGCAGCAGCAGCAGCAGAUGCAGCAGCAGGGACGCUGGGGCGCUGGCCCUUACUUUGGCAAGCUGAUGGUAGGCUCGCUCGCCGGCCUCAUGAUCAUCGAGGCCGUACGCGAGAACGAGCAGAGCAACGAGUCACCCGAGGGCCGUGGCCUCUUCGCCAUGCCCAUCCAGCUGCUCAGCUACCUCGGAUCGACGUCACACAUGCACAUCGGCGGCUACUACAUCUCGCCUGCUCAGAUCAUUUCGCAUCUCAAGUUCUUGCUCUUCCUCGGCACCAUGUUGUGGGUCUUUGUGCCGUCGCUCUUUGUGUCGUCCGAGAAUAAGCCCAAGAAGGCGCAGCAUCUGAGGGAGUCGCUCCAAGCCGCCGGCUCUGUCGCGUCGCCGAUUCACGUGCGUCGCCAGGCCUGGCUGACGGCCAUCCAGACCGUCUGGGUCCCGCAACACAACUUCUUCCUCGAGGCCGCGGCCUUGAUGAUGAAGACGAUGAAGCUGAGCAUGCGCAACGCCAUUGGCGUGCACGGCUACCAGAUGCUCACCGGGCUGACGGAGGAGCAGGAGGCCGCACGUGUCAAGGCCUGGUCUAUCGCUCUGGAUGCGCAGCUGGCGGGAGGCGACGUCGAGAUCAACAAGAGCCGCCUCACGCUCACGCUCUUGGCAUCCGGCACCCUUCCCGACACCCCAUCGCGGCUCAUGCUCAAGGCUCUGCACGUUCGUGUGCUCCUCUGGGACCUCGGCUCCAAGGGCCUCCACAACAUUGUCGCCAAGAAGCUCGCCCGUUCUCUGUGGAACGAGGCCAGAAACCUGAAUCGCGUGCUCUCCCAGCUCCGCCGCAACUCGGAGCAGGUCGACGACGACCUCCCCGAGCACCUGGCGGCCCUGAUUGAGCUCGAGUGUGAUGACAUUCUCAACAAUGCCGUUAUCCAGCGGGCCUACAACCUGGCGUGGAACUUGGCGACGACCGAGGGCGUCACGGAGCACAACGAUGGAAUGGACUCGGUCGUCGACGACCAGGCCGUGCGCUCGCCCCUGGAUGCCGUCGCGGCUUGGUGGUCUAGCCAGACGAUCCAGCGUGCCUUGGUCACCAGCCUCGAGGCCGGCAAGGACGACGGCGACGCGCCGAGAGUGGUGUCGACGUGCUUGGAGUCGGCGCUCAAGACGGCGCCCAUCGGAUCCGGUGCGCAGGCGCGUGCUCUAGUGGCGCGCGCCGUGCUCGUCGACGAGAAGCGGGGUGCCAACAUUGCCGCGGCGAUCCAGAACAUGCAGCCGACCAGUGAGCAAGGUUCGAUCGGCCGGAUCGCUGCCAUUUUCGACUCAUCGACCUCGGCGCAGUCUCCGGAGGUGCAGAUGGCGCUCAAGUGUGCCAUGGCCAUUGCACACUUGGAGCGUGCCAAGGUGACGGCGGCGGCACCGCACGAGGGCCUCCGGCAAGUUGAGAAGAUUGCGCGGCCCAGGACGACGGCCAACAUGUCGCUCCUCGGCUGCACGGCGCUCUUCAAGCUCAUGGAGGAGCUGUUCGCCAACCGGUCAUCGACGGAGUGUUUCAGCACCCCGCUGGAGCGUCUGGCCGGCAGCCUUCGGAUAUGGAUUGGCAGCGCGCCCGGCGAGAAGUGCGGCCUCGAGCAGGACGUCCGGCAUAAGAUGGUAGACCGCUGCCUCGGCAUCACCAAGAGCGUCGUCGGCAUGGAGACAGACACGGGGUACGGCAGCAUGAGCGAGUGCGACGAAGAGGGCUGUUGAGCUUUCUUCUGUUUCUCCCCAAGUCCGGUCUGGAGGCGGCGGCGGCGACGGCGGCGACGGCGGCAUCGGCCUCUCCCUCCUCACUACAUACUAGAUGGGCUCACAUUUCUUUUCUUCGUUGGUAUUUUCUACGGAUAGGGCAUCUGGGUUUUGGCGUCGCACACCCGGGGAGGAUGUAAACCCCCUUUUUUUUUCUUUCUCAUUUUGUCUUUCUCUCUAGUUAUACUGGGCGUUUCGUUUUCUAUUUUCUUUUUGUAAGGGAAAGCAACGAGAAAAACGGCUGGAAAAGGUUGGGACCAGCGGAUUUUGCAUUCGCAGAGACGGGAGGUCGCUUCUGGGUUGCUUGACAUUUUAUCUCCCACGAAAGGUGUGGAUGUUAUGGGAUGGGAUGUGGGGUGGAGGUUGGUGGUUUUCUGGGUGGGAUAUAUACACAUGUCGGCUCGAAAUGUUGCGACGGAACUUCUCUAUAAUACGGCGGCCAUUGGGGCCGGCGGCUAUGUAGAAUCAAUAUGGAUGCAGUGGCGUUGCUUUAGCAGUACAUGAUGGCCUUGUCGUAUCUUGCUUUUUCGGUCUGAUGGUGGCGCCUUUAGAGGAAGAGAAGGGGGAGGAGCUGAU